AUGAAACACCACUACAACCCAUCCACCUACCUCUCCAUCCUCCCCUUCCUUUUCCCCCUCACCAUGGCGCACCCCCAACAGCCCCUCCCACAAAACCUUCUCACCACCACAACCUCAUCAGUCACCAAAGCCGGCAACCCCGUCUUCCCGGGCUGGUACGCCGACCCAGAAGCACGUCUCUUCAACGCCCAAUACUGGAUCUACCCAACCUACUCAGCCGACUACAGCGAACAAACCUUCUUCGACGCCUUCAGCUCCCCAGAUCUCCUCACUUGGACCAAACACCCCACCAUCCUAAACAUCACCAAUAUCCCUUGGUCGACGAACCGUGCCGCUUGGGCCCCGUCCGUGGGCCGGAAGCUCCGCUCUUCCGCCAGCGCAGCAGCAGCAGAAGAUGAAGAAUACGAUUAUUUCAUGUACUUCUCCGUUGGUGAUGGAACCGGUGUCGGUGUGGCGAAAUCAACCACAGGAAAACCGGAGGGUCCAUACGAAGACGUCCUCGGUGAACCACUCGUCAAUGGCACAGUGUAUGGGGCAGAGGCAAUCGAUGCGCAGAUUUUCCAGGAUGAUGAUGGCAGGAAUUGGUUGUAUUUUGGGGGGUGGAGUCAUGCGGUUGUUGUGGAGUUGGGGGAGGAUAUGGUGAGUUUGAAGGGGGAGUAUUUGGAGAUUACUCCGGAGGGGUAUGUUGAGGGGCCGUGGAUGUUGAAGAGAAAUGGGGUUUAUUAUUAUAUGUUUUCGGUUGGGGGGUAA
This is a messenger RNA of Aspergillus luchuensis, 750 nucleotides long. RefSeq lists its product as uncharacterized. Gene Ontology annotation, molecular function: hydrolase activity, hydrolyzing O-glycosyl compounds. The record is from RefSeq and is a predicted model, not a curated record. Lineage: Eukaryota; Fungi; Ascomycota; Eurotiomycetes; Eurotiales; Aspergillaceae. The transcript has a single exon. Bases 1 to 750 code for a protein of 249 amino acids. Gene Ontology annotation, biological process: carbohydrate metabolic process.